AUGGUAAUAUCCGACCCCAAAUACGACAUCCCCCGCAACUUCGAAGGCUACGGCGAACACUCCCUCCACCCCCACUGGCCCUCCAACGCCAAGCUAGCCCUCUCCUUCAUCCUCAACUACGAAGAAGGCGGCGAACGCUCCACGCUCUCCGGCGACGGCCAAUCGGAGCCGUACCUCUGGGAAAAAGGCGCCUCAUCCUCCUACGUCCCCUCUGGUCGUCACAACGGCGCGGAAUCCGAAUUCGAGUACGGUUCGCGCGCCGGGUCCUGGCGCAUCUUACGGCUCUUCAAAGAACAGGGUUAUAAAUUCACGACGUGGGCCGUGAGCCAGGCUAUCACGUCGAACCCGACUUUUGCCCGCGCGUUGGUGAGGGAGGGCCACGAGAUUGCGGCGCAUGGGGCGAGGUGGCUUGAUAUUCUGGAUUAUAGUGUUGAAGAGGAGAAAGAGUAUAUCAAGAAGAAUUGUCUCGAGUUGGAGGCUGUGACGGGGGUGUUUCCCAGGGGGUAUUUCUUUGGGAGGGGUACGCCGAAUACGCGGGCGUUGUGGCCGGAGGUUGUGAAGGAGAUUGGGGAGGAUAGGGGGGAUGGGAUGAGGUUGUUGUAUAGUAGUGAGGCGUUUAAUGAUGAUGUGCCGUAUUGGCUUGAUAUGCCUUGGGAGAGGGAUUUGCCGGAGGCGGAGAAGGAGGGGUUGUUGGUUGUGCCGUAUAAUUAUGAUUGCAAUGAUGGAAAGUUUCAUAUGUCUCCUGGAUUCACGGGGACAACGUAUCUUGACCAUCUGAAAGCUACAUUCGACAUGCUUCUUCGUGAGGGUCGUGGGACUGACGCUUUCCCUGGCUCGCCGAAACUUAUGAAUAUUCCACUUCAUACCCGCAUAAUUGGUAAACCGGGAAGAAGUGAGGCGCUGAGGGAGUUCAUGUUGUAUGUCAAGGAGAAGGGUGGAGAUGAUGUAUGGGUUGCUACGAGGGAGGAGAUUGCGACGCAUUUUAAGAGUGUGUAUCCGUAUAAGCCUGGUGAGUUGGGUGGUGGUAUUAAGGGUGGAUUGGAUUGA
Glarea lozoyensis ATCC 20868 is the source of this 1047-nucleotide messenger RNA. RefSeq names its product Glycoside hydrolase/deacetylase. The transcript has 2 exons. Gene Ontology annotation, biological process: carbohydrate metabolic process. Lineage: Eukaryota; Fungi; Ascomycota; Leotiomycetes; Helotiales; Helotiaceae. Bases 1 to 1047 code for a protein of 348 amino acids. The record is from RefSeq and is a predicted model, not a curated record. Gene Ontology annotation, molecular function: hydrolase activity, acting on carbon-nitrogen (but not peptide) bonds.